Molecule: messenger RNA, 4972 nt
Organism: Sclerotinia trifoliorum
Lineage: Eukaryota; Fungi; Ascomycota; Leotiomycetes; Helotiales; Sclerotiniaceae
Source: the annotation of a GenBank genome assembly
GAACGGUGGAAAAUGUCCGAAUGAGAUUCAAAAUCGCAGGUCAUCAGGAACUGGUCAAGCCGCGGACGAGGAUCCGCGAAAAGGACAAGAGGAUUGUACCACUAAGUCUCGGGACAUGCGCGGUCGUAUUGUUUGAAAAUAGCUUUUUUGUACCAUACACCAUUUUAGAAAAUGUGGAUAUCACCAUAGAAGCUCCACGAGGUAUACCUCAGACCACAUGAGAGCAUUUGGGGCGGGUGAGGAGGUGAGAACUAUACGAUUUUGCCUUUUCACAGUGAACAAUUCCAUACUCAGCCUGCUUCCAGUCAGCCUUCAUGGGUCGAAGGAUCAGCGGUCCACCAUGUCCAAGGUCCUGGCAAUUCUUGCCAAUUCUUGUCACUGCAAUCCAAGCAAGGCUGUAAAGAAACUCGAUGGACUUCUCUAUCUCCCAUGCUGAUCUCCCUUUUUCUUUUUCUAUUUCUUCUGUAUAUCAUCUAAUGACAACCGUCCUGGCGUGUAUUUGAAUAUCUGAGCAAAGACUGUAAUUACAAUAAUGGCACAAUCCUUUUUUCGCCUUGCCUUUGCGGGGCUCGGAAUAUCUUUAUCUGUACGUAAACAAUCUCUCUUAGCUUUAACUCUAUAUUCAAUCCGCUAAUCUGUUCUUGUCGAUAGUUUACUUGUUCCGAAGCGUAUUCAGGGAGUCGUUCUGUCCUACCAAGGACAGAUACAUGGUCAUAUGUGGGCUGCUACAGGUAAAAUAUACAUUGUUACAUUGCCAAGCACAACUCCGAUUUUCGUUGAAUCUUCCAUUUCUUGAAGAUAAAGAUUCCAAUGAGGAUACAAGGAAUUCCUCUGGGUUAGAAUAAUUGAUGCCUUGCAUUUUAUACCCUUCUAUCAAUCUGCUCCAGAUUGCUCGCAUGUCGCAAAUGCAAUGCAGAAACUGGUAGCCGGGUAUAUCGAGUGCAUAUCAUUUUUCCCAUUCUCUUUUCCCAUAUAACCUUGUUUGAACGACCUCAUGUACAGUUUUGCUGAUUCGCUGUCGUUAGCGACAACGUGGGGGCUCGCACCCUCACUACUAAUGUGGCAACUAUGGGAGGAGAGGGAGGUUUAACAGUUGAAAUUUGCCAGUCUACUUGUCAAAGUGUAGGCUACGUACUUGCUGGAGUUGAAUAUUCAGGGGAAUGCUGUAAGUUAUUAGCCCCAUCAAUUUUGUAGCCUAAACCUUGACAAAUCGCAAGACUGUGGGAAUAAUUUCUACAAUGGCGGGACCAAAGCUUCUGAUGGGGAAGUUGGUUGUAAUAUGCCUUGUAAUGGGAACCCCUCUCAAGUCUGUGGAGGUUCUGGUCGCCUCAGUGUCUAUGAUUUGAACAAUGCUAUUAUCUCACUUCCUACCCUCACGACAAGCUCCAUUCCCGCCCCUACUUACACGGGAGCACCAACUGGGUGGGCACCUCUUGGGUGCUACAAUGAUAGCGUGAAUGCGCGUACUCUCAACACGCAAAUAUAUUCCAUUGCCGGGACAUCCAUGAGUGUCGAUGCAUGCCUUUCCGCCUGCAUUUUCGGAGGUUAUAGACUUUCAGGAGUCGAGUAUGGCAGUGAAUGUUAUUGCGACCACGAGAUUUAUAAUUAUGGUGCCCCAGCCACGGGUUGUACCAUGGCAUGUGGAGGAAAUUCGACACAAUUUUGCGGAGGGUAAGGAUUGCCUAUAUGUUAUUGUUGUACAUUGACCUUGUCUUGUACAUCCGAUUGCCCAAUUUUUCUCCGAGGCACUUCAUGAUAGACAAUUACUGAAUACCCAAUCUUCUAGGGCCGGACGGAUAAACGUAUACAAUUACACGGCAACGAGCUUGCCACCUACUCCAACGCCAACUACAGUCAGUGUUACUAUUCCUACGGCCACGAUCACAGAUCUUCCCGAAGGAUGGAGCUACAAGGGUUGUUGGGUCGACCGAGCUCUUGGUCUUGGUAGUAUUCUUGCAAAUAACCUGCCUAACGAUGCUAAUAUGACUGUGGAAUCGUGCAUACAAAACUGUAUCACGGCAGGAUAUAGUAUAGCUGGAAUGCAAUACUAUACUCAAUGUUAUUGCGACUCUGCAAUCAUUAAUCAGGGUGCCUUGGCAUCCUCAGAUUCACAAUGUAACACUCCGUGCGGAGGUAAUCCAAACCAGUACGUGAUGGAUACACAAAUUUCGCCGUCUUUCACAGCUAAAAUUGCUCGCCGGUUUUAGUUUCUAAUAUCCCUUUUUCUCGCACAUACCUUCUUUUCCUAAUACACUUAACUUCUUGUUUCCCUAAUAGUCUGUCUUCAAUCGGUAUGCUGACUCAAUCUACUACAGAAUGUGUGGUGGAGGGGAUAGGAUGAGCGUUUAUUCCAAUCAAACGGAUAUUAAUGUGUUACCAUUACCAGUGAUAGCGAACAGGGCCUUACCAGGCAACUGGAAAUACAAGGGCUGUCUCAAGUAAGUGUAACUUCUUAAUUUUGAUAAUUCAUCGUAUAUGGCGUGCUGGUAUGGCUACACAACGGCGAGAGCUGAUUAUCGCGCAGGGACAAUUCUCAGAAUAGGGUCUUUCCCUAUCUAACCAUACUUCCGAAUAAUAACACAGCCACGAACUGUCUUAGCCUUUGUUCUGAAUAUGGAUACGGUGCUGGGGGAAUGGAAUUUUCGAACCAAUGCUGUAAGUUCGCAUUUAUUCUACUUUCCACCACAUGUUGGAAAAUUGAACCUCAUGCGGCUGAAUGCUGCUUGGUACCUGAUAGAUUUUUCGAUUCCCGCCUGCUUUUGACAUUUAAAGUUAUCGUUCUUUGGUGUAAAGUUACAGGUUGAAUUUACAUUAACUUCAUUUACAGUCUGUGGGGAUGUACAAAAUGUUAUCGACCAUAGUGCCGCAUCGGUCAAUGAUUCUCAAUGCAACAUGCUUUGCAGCGGCAAUCGUGACACAUACUGUGGUGGACCUUCCUUGAUCUCCUACUACGUUUGGACAGACACACCACUUAAUAGCUGGACGUUUGAGAGUGGAAAUGCUGCCGGAAGAUACGAGUUUCUUAUAGGGGGUAGGUCGCAAUCCGAAUAGUAUUUUGAAAGCAUGACUAAUAUUUACAGGACCAAUCGUUCCUUUAACAUCUACUGUUGGUAUCAACGGCAAGGUCUCAUUCUUAGAAAAGUUCGGCACCUCGCUUGACAAGAAUAGUACCGGUGCUUAUGAGCUUGACCUUACUCUGGUUAGUAACUUUGAUGCUGCAUGGCGUACCAUGCAUGUGAAGACAGACGUCUUCUGCUCCGCUAGUAUCGUUCUCCCUGAUCGGCUUGCUCGUCAAAUCAAUAUAGGGGGCUGGUCAAUUCCGUCGACUAUAGGUAUACGGUUCUACACUCCUGAUGGCGCGCCAGGGGUAGCGAGCAAAAAUGACUGGGAAGAGAAUUAUCAUGAGGUUGCUCUGCAAGAGGGCCGAUGGUAUCCUUCAGCAAUGGUUAUGGCCAAUGGGAGUAUCCUUGUAGUAGGUGGCGAAGUGGGCUCUAACGGAGCAGCUGUUCCUUCACUAGAAAUCAUUCCUCGACCUCCUGGAGCAGGCACUAUCUUUUGCGAUUAUCUGGCACGUACAGAUCCGUUUAAUUUGUAUCCAUACCUCAUAGUUCUUCCUUCUGGCGGCAUCUUCAUUGCAUAUUACAAUGAGGCGAGAAUUCUGGACGAGGUUACUUUGCAAACUCAGAAAUUGUUACCGAACAUUCCUGCUGCAGUGAACAACUUCUUGGGUGGUAGAACAUACCCUAUGGAAGGUACUGCUGUGAUAAUGCCACAGAGUGCGCCUUACACAGACCCACUUGUAGUUAUGAUUUGUGGAGGCUCAACACCGGGCCCGGAGAUUGCCUUGGAUAACUGUGUAUCACUCCAGCCAGAGGUAGCUGGCGCAAAGUGGACUAUUGAGCGCAUGGUAUGCUUUCUUCUCUAUUUUCUUCCUCGAUCGGUUUAAUUAACGAGAAAUUACAGCCUUCAAAACGAGUAAUAUCAUCUAUGGCAUCCUUGUAAGCUUUUCCUUCAUAAAUUCUCCAUUGUUCGAUUGCUAACUGAGAAUUCUUAGACCUGAUGGUACGUUCCUCAUUAUAAAUGGUGCUCAGCAAGGCUUUGCUGGCUUUGGGCUUGCCACCGAUCCCAACUUCAAUGCUGUUCUCUAUGAUCCAUCCAAGCCCCUCAAUUCUCGAAUGUCUUCUUUAGCCAACACAACAAUCGCUCGCAUGUACCAUAACGAAGCUGUACUUCUUCCUGAUGGUAGAGUUUUAGUUUCAGGCAGUGACCCUGAGGAUCCUCGAUACCCUCAAGAAUAUCGCAUCGAGGUAUUCGUACCUCCAUACUUAUUAGGUGGAGUCACCCAGCCAGAUUUUACCUUGGAAAACGGCAACGAUUUCGGCUACGGAGACACAAUAACCAUAGCCGCUGUCCUUCAUCAAGGCGGUCUAUCUACCAUCCGCAUAUCUCUCAUGACAGCCGUAGGCGCCACCCACGGAAAUUCCUUCGGUCAACGAACAUAUUUCCCGGCAUUUUCCUGCUCUGGCGCAGCAGCAAAUGCACAAUGCACAAUCACUACACCACCGAAUGCCCAUGUGUAUCCACCUAGCUGGGCCAUGCUUUUUGUGUUGGAUAAUGGAACGCCAAGUGUGGGACAAUGGGUCAGGAUUGGGGGAGAUCCAGCAAGAUUAGGUGAAUGGCCUAACUUCCCAGAUUUUACGCUUCCGGGAGUCGGACCUACUGUUGGAGCUGGUGGUCCGGUAAAAUUGGGGUCUAAUAGCACAUCUAAGUAAAUCUUCUGAAGGUGUAAGAAGGCAUACAUAAGAGGAAUGAGUCUUGCUGUCUUUUUGGGGCAAUGAAAUUGUCGAUUUGGCUUGGCUUUUAAGUUAGGGUGAACUGCACCGGAGCACAAUAAAGGUUUUCAUUAUAUUUUACUCUCGUUUAGGUAAUUUUUAAAUAUAUAUUGUAGUGUUCAUAGUAUAUUAACCGAACA